GUAGACGAGCAGUCGUCGAGAAUCCAACGCCGGAGCAAGUCGUCGUUCACGGCGUUGAUUCGUCCUGUCCUGUCCUCCGUCCGUACCGUUUUCAUUCAGUGGUUUUUCGGUUCGGUUUGUUGAUUUUUCGGCUUCGGAAAAGCUUUGCUAGUACAAAUUUUCACCACCGGAGAAAGCAGCACGGAGAUUCGCUCUUCUCUUGGCGCGCGCGAAGGAUAUGUGUUUCAUCCCCGAAAUGUUGGACGUGGACAUAUCGUAGAGCAGGAUCUUCGCAGUCCGUUGUCGCCUUCCGUCGGGACUAAAUGUGCAUUGUACAGUGUAGAUGUUUGGUUUUAGAGCUUUAGUGUCCUGCCAUACUGCUAAUAAUAACACUGACAAGAGGAAGACCAGAAGCGAAUCUAGUGAAAAAUAGUUUCCAAGAAACAAAAAAGGCUGCUGUACAUAGGCUGUACCGAAGAAUUCCGUCGUUUUGUGCUACGUUUUUAUACCCAGAGUCUGGAAAAAUAUAGUUUAUAGAUACACAUUAUUACACAACUAAAUCGUGAAAAUAAAAACCAGUGCUCGAUAAAAAAAAAGGCUGCAGCGAAACGCAAUUAUCGAUCUCCUUCUCCAAGUGGCUGACAAUAAGUGUUUUCGGUUCAGUUUUCUAUCCCUGCCAGAGCUUUUUUGGAAGAUUGUUAUUGCAGUUGAUUUUUAAAACAAUAUAUUUCUUAAAAUAAUGGUUUGUUUGUUGGGUCGAUCGAUAACCCUAGUGAACGGAUACAAAGUAGUGGAAGAAAAAAGCGAGUGUUGUUAAACAUAUUUAUAGUUCAAAACACUGGGAUAAAUCCUAGGAAGAAAUUGUUUUCAAGUUGUUCAACAAAUUUCGUAGAAACCCUCAAAAGAGUUCAUGGAAUGAGUGAAAAUCAGUGCAUAUAAACAGUACAUUUGAAUAUUUUGCCUACAUACCACUACAAAAAUCAAUAUUCAGUGCCUGACUAACCGCAGUGAAAAGUGCAAGAAAAAGCAAAGGAAAGGAAUCUAUUUACCACGUAACCAGUUUAUUCCAGAGAAAUUAUUAUAGAAAUCCACAUCUAAACCACACCCGCAUCAUCGUGAGCAAGAAGAAGAACUGAAACAAGAUUUUAGGAACCAUUUCAAAAGCCAUACAAAAUUCCGCCACUGGCAAUCUCGUAGAAAACUGCAAUCUCUAUCUCUAAGCGCGUCGUCAUCCAUCAUGCAUCACCCAUGAGGCGAACAACAAGGUAUGCAAAUGAGAUGCACUCGUCCGGUGUUGUUUCCGUAGCUUGAGACAUUGGGUGUAUUGGCGCGUGAGGAUAAAUUUAGAGCCUCGGAGCCGCCCCACGUCGCGAAGAGCACGCUGUAAUUGUAAUUGAGGAGCAACAAGCUGCUCUAGUGUGGCCUCAUUCAGUCACUCGUCGCUCGAUAAUAGUAGAGAAGAAGAAUCUGCACCCAAUGCAGAUAACAAGACGCAACCAAACGAGCAUCGCUUCAAUACGGGGUUGCAUCGACUAGGAAAUUUGCAUUUAGAUUGGUGACCGCCUCUCCUUGGCCCGCAUGACAUGGAAUGAUGUUUGACACCCAUUGUGGUCUAUGGUGGAGAUCAGCUGGAAUGGCAACCAAGUACGGAGAUCCAAGGGGGUGAACACCCGGGGAUGACGGCAUCCAACUAGCCAACUAAGCAGAGCAAUUUUUAUCGAGAAUCACAGAAAUAUUUUCUAUAUUUAGACAUCCCCGUUCAUCUAAGUCCCAACAUAGGGCGCGAGUAAACUGCAUCAUCUGCAACGUGUGUUGUGGCACCUAUCGUUGAACUGCCGUUAGAUGCGCUUCAAUGAGUCCAAUUCAGCAGCUGGGGCAAACGAAGACGGGGACUGAAACGUCAGCAGAGGCGCGGAUCGAAUUUCUCCAGUCGCGAUUUUCGCGGAUACGAUUUUAAGAUUUUUGUAACAGCCCUGCACGUGGCUUACGGUGAGACUGGGAGAAGCACCGACCGCAAGUAGUGUGGCAUCGGUGGGAUGAUGAUGGAGCACAAUCUUCAACGACAACCGUCCAGACUGGAGGAGGAGACAGUGGAACAGAGAAAAGGAUCGGCACCCCGGCGGAGUCGAAGCGAAUGUGAUGAAGUGAUCUGUGAUAGAAGCAACGUUGUUACCAAUAACGAAUGUUUAGCAAUGAAAAGUACAGAGCGAGGUGCCGAUGAUGAAGUGAGACUGGAUGUUGAAGCCUGCAGCAUUGGGCGACGACGGGCGUCGUCCAUGUUCAGCAGGAACAACAUAACAACGCCGUCGCCAUCGUCUAAUGGAGAUUUUGGCAUGGUCGAGAGUUGUUGCAGUUCCGUGCAGCGAUUGGACAGCUGUGGCGACCCGGAUGAAAUUAGCAAUUAUCUUAGCAUAAACAAUAGCCGUAGCAGUAGUUGUUGUGAUAUUCCUGAGGAAACCUCGCCUAUGAUAAGUGUAAGACGAAAAAGCAGAAGUGGCUUCGAAGAUGACUUGGAAGCCAGAGGUAUGCACCGUAGGACGGUACUUCUGCAGCAGGAAGGUCGACGACACCAGUCGGACUCGUCCGAUUGCUGUGACAUUGAAAUCGAUACCGGUGCUGAGGAAGAUGAGGACGAAGACGAUUCAAUGCUGACGUCAACCAAUUCCGCUGCGACGACUGCUACUGUUGCGUCCAACAAAUCGCAACUGAACGUCCCGGAUGCCCCGGCCGGACACGAUACAAAUGUUAAUAUUGUUGAUAACCCCGUUAGUGAUAGCAACGAACAAAGUGUUAAUCAAACGCAUAGUAGUGGUGGGGCGCCCCCACAUACCAAAAUUACAACGACGCCUUCGAACCUAAGCAAUUGCAGUGGCCUGCCAACAGUGACCGUGGUGCAGCUCAAACAGAAACAGAAUCUCCUAUAUUUUCUACGAGUGAUUUUCAAUCAUUGCAAGAGUUCCGGUAUCGGUGAGCCUAGCGUGUAUCAUGCCUUAGUUGUGAUAUUUUUGGAAUUUUUCGCGUGGGGUCUGCUAACGAUGCCCGUGAUAAAUGUCCUGAAUCAGACCUUCCCCGACCACACAUUCCUGAUGAACGGUCUGGUGAUGGGCAUCAAAGGAAUCCUAUCGUUUCUAAGCGCCCCACUUAUCGGUGCAUUGUCCGAUGUGUGGGGCCGAAAGUUUUUCCUGCUGAUAACAGUGUUCUUCACCUGCGCCCCCAUACCGCUGAUGUCAAUCAACUCAUGGUGGUUUUUCGCAAUGAUCUCAAUCAGCGGAGUGUUCGCUGUUACGUUCUCGGUGGUGUUCGCUUACGUGGCCGACGUAACGACGGUGGAAGACCGAUCUCGGGCCUAUGGUCUGGUGUCGGCGACAUUUGCUGCUAGUCUGGUCAUUUCACCAGCCCUGGGAGCCUAUCUGAAUGACAAAUAUUCAGAACCUCUAAUAGUAGCUUUAGCGACAGCGAUCGCAGUCUUAGAUGUAUUUUUUAUCCUAGUGGCAGUGCCGGAAAGUUUACCGGAGAAGGUGCGGCCUAGUUCGUGGGGUGCACCAAUAAGUUGGGAACAGGCCGAUCCCUUCGCCGCACUACGGAAGGUUGGCUUGGACCAAACCAUUCUAAUGCAGUGCGUUACAGUAUUACUAUCCUACCUGCCAGAGGCCGGACAAUAUUCGUGUAUUUUCGUCUAUCUGAAGCUGAAAAUGCAUUUCAGCUCAGUGGAUGUGUCCAUUUUCAUUGCCGUCGUCGGUAUACUGAGCAUACUGACGCAAGUUGUUCUAGGUGAUUUAAUGAAGGUACUUGGUGCUAAGCGUACUAUAAUAAUAGGAUUACUUUUCGAAAUGCUGCAACUGCUGUGGUACGGUUUUGGUAGUCAAACUUGGAUGAUGUGGGCUGCCGGAAUCCUAGCUUCACUCGCGUCAAUUACUUAUCCAGCCAUCAGCGCAUUUGUAUCGAUACACUCGAAUCCUGAUCAGCAAGGUGUUGUUCAGGGCAUGGUGACGGGGAUGCGGGGGUUGUGUAACGGGCUGGGCCCGGCCAUGUUCGGUGUCAUCUUCUACGUGUUCCACGUGGAUUUAAAUGACGACCACAAUACCGGUGUAGCCGCCAGUCUGAAUGGUCACUCGGCGGCAGGAAGUGCCAUUGGGGGCAGUGCCCUGGGCAGCUUAGAUGGAAGCAAAUUCGUGCGAAACGAAACCCUACACGGGUUGGGUAGCAGCCAUCACAUCAUCGAAGACGAGUACUCGCAGCUGAUGCCGGGUCCUCCGUUCGUGUUCGGCGCACUGAUGGUGAUCUGCGCGAUUGCCGUGGCAGCAUUUAUUCCGGAAGCGCCCAGCGAUAGCAUCCGGCGGCCUUCGGGUGAGAAAAAAAGACUAUCAGUGGAUGCGGACUUCGAGUACGAACGGGGUCGUAAAGUAGCUGGUCCACUGUCACCCCUGAUGCAUCAGGACUCAGCUCAGCUAUAGUUUUUCCUGUAAGAACCCGAGAAAGAAUAGCAGCAUCAAACGAACAACAGCAACCUGCCGCAAGCUUGCUAGCCAAGCUCUGGAGUCAGACAAAAAUAUCACUCGCCUGAGACGCAGCGGUCGCAGAGCAUCUAUAAUCAUUGGACCCCCCUCUCGUUGAGAAACUCAGACAAGUUUCAAACAACCCAUUUUAGUUGUUUUUAAGUAGAUCAAGAAGGAAAAGUUUUUACGUGUGAAUGAAAUAUAUAAGAAGUCACACUCGCGCCAAUACUGACGUUCGGUUUGGGAAAUUUGAACAGCUAGUUUGUAUUAUUUUUCAGGUGGAAAUUCCCCUUUCAUUCCCACAUAACACUCUGUUUGUGCGCGUUCCAGAAUAUGACACUGAGGUUAAAAUACACGAAAUAGAGUAGCACCCGCGCUUGAAGUUUGAUUCCCAUAGGGCGGCGUUUGUUUGUGCGUAUCAAAAGAUUGUAUAAAAUCGAAUCGGAAAAUUUUUAGCUUUAAAUUUGAACCAGAUUUUUGAGGGAAAGCUGCCAGCAAAUGCACGCAGUGCAAGUUUAGUAAGUAGGUUUAUUAAUUGGAAAUUGAUUAUUAAAAAUCCAUGCAAUCGGUUCAUAUGCAUGUGUGUUGUAUUUAGUAGCAACGAUUGGAUAAUAAUGUGGUCAAGUGGGUUGGUAUCAAGUAACGAUAAACGAUGAAGACAAUGCCAUUAGUCUAGUCAACGAAUUCUUUUUUCUAUAUUCGUGUAUUGUUUUCUGCUAUUCUGCUUUGUGCAGAUAUGCAGCGUUAAAUUUAGUCUGGGUUUAUAUUCAUACACAUGGAACACAAAUUAAAAAUUGUUUGGACGAAUUGUUACAAUCGAAAGAGUAUACUUAAACAGAAGAAUGAGAAACAAAAAAAGUGUGAGACAUAAACGAAAUAAGAGAAUGACACGACUUCUUACUACCUACCUAAAACUACUAAAAAACGAAAGAGUGAUAAUAGCAUUGUAAGGUUUAAUUUCAGUUUCGUAGGCAAAUGGUUGGAUUUAACAAAUUGAACCAAGGCUGGAUCAGUAACGGCGAAGGGUGGACAGGGAACGUGUACGAUAUCUGCUGUAGUAAUUAUUGAAACUAAGGUAAAUCGAGAGGAGUCCGUUAGUAGCGUGUACAAUCCAUCUUAAAAGGAAUGAGCUUGAGGUGUGAUUUCACGCAUUGUUAAGUGGUAUAGAAAAAAAAUUGAUCUAAAUUGUUGUUUUGGUAACUCAUACAGAAGUGAUACUACCUCGAGUUAGUUUGUUUUUAGAGAAUUCAACAAAUGAUUAUUUUCUAAAUUUUUUCAUGCUUUUGAAUUUGAAUACCACAAUCGUUAGAUUUUGUAUGCGAGUACCUCGGAUGCACAAUAGAUGAAUGAUCAUCGGAAAAUGGUUUGUUGGGAGUGUUUCUGUACUCACUUUACUUUUCCUUCAUAAGUUUCCGAAAAAUGUUUGAAGUAGAUGGGACAAGAUGAGCACCUUAAUAUUGGUCUAUGUAACUGAAUUUCGAUCCAAAUAUCUUCUAUUUAUAACUGUUAUAAUAAAAUCUUGUUUAAGCAAGGAGCCCCAAUUGUUUUUAGUCAUGAACGCUAAUAGUGACGAAUAUUUUAUUUCUUCCUAUGGAGGAUUUUAUUUCAACUGUGAUUACUUGUAAUUUUGAUACAUUUUUCAAUAAAAUAACUUUAGUUGAUACAGAAACACUCGUUUGAUUGAAUUCAGGCCGCAACUUCUUAUUAUUUUCAUCUUCACUAAUAAUUUAACGCUACGAAAUAACAUUAAUGUAACCUGUUUGCUAUCAAUUUAAAAUUUGCUUGACUAUUUGAAUAAACAAUGUGUUUGAAAAUCGAUGCAAUCUUUUGCAAUUAGAACCCCGCUGAACUAUCGUUUCAUUUCAUAUUUCGGACAUUCGCUGUUGUAAUUCAUUCUUUUACAUUCAUGAGUCUUAUUUUUCAUAAAACAUUUUUCUGCAUCAAUAGGGGUUUCAAACUAUAAUUUAAUUAUUAUAAAGUGCGACAAAUAAACUUGUAACUUCGUACCAGCAAAUUUGAUACUCUUCCCGAAUCUUUUUUUACAGUACUCAUUUGCCGAAUUAUGAACUGAAACGUUGUUAGGUAUUCUUUGGAUCAGACGAAUAUAGAAAGAUGUAAUUAUUAUUGAGCGGAGUGAGGCAGAUAAAAAGGUAGUCCAAAGAUUAAUGAAAAAUAGUUAUCUAGCAAAAUAAAGCAACUAGCUACACUAGACCAUAAUAAACUGAACAAGCAGCAAACAAAAUCUAAACCACACCCAGAAACUAAAGUUAUCCUCUAUUUGUAUAGCAAAAAAGUAAAACAAUCAAAUAUAAAAAAAAAACAGCGGAAAGUAGCGAUACAAAUUCAAAAACACUACAAGCGCAAACACUUGCAAAAAAAAAAAACAACGUUCGAUAAGUUCAACCGUUUUCGAAAAACAGUCCGACAUCGGAAACCGAAAGUCAAUAUAAAGCAAAAUAAAGCGCAGUUUACACCUCGUCAAAGGCCCAACAGAACUGCAUAGAAACGUUUCAAACCUUUGUAUUUAGGAUGAAAAUCUAUUGAAGUGUGAACCAGUUGGUCGCACGAAGGUGGGCACAUAUUACAAACGAAAAAAUGAUUGCCGUUUUCCUGUUUUUGAACACAGGCACACCCACUCAAAACAAAAAAAAAGUUGUUGACAAAUCGUUGAAUCAGAGAGCAGUGCGUUCUAUUUUGUUUAAGUCGUGUGCGUGAGAGAGAAAAUCAAAUGAAUGACAGUGAAACAACAAAAUGGAAAUUCAAAUGGAACGAUUUGACCAGGUGUGGAGACAGAGUCGAGACAAACAUAAUUGUAUAAAGUGAGAUAAAACAGAAAAUCCCAGUAUAAAUAACAAACAUAGGUUUAUCAAUUAACAGUAACAGAAGAGUCUUUUUUAGAAUCGAGCAAUGAAGGCGGAAGAUGAGAUGUAAAAUAAAAAUAGGAAACAGAAGGAAGGAAAAUGUACGGAAGCUUGAAAUGGAAAGCUGUAAAAUAAAUUGACAACAAAAUCCAAUCCAAUGGAACUUUGCUGAA
Molecule: messenger RNA, 7509 nt
Organism: Aedes aegypti (yellow fever mosquito)
Lineage: Eukaryota; Metazoa; Arthropoda; Insecta; Diptera; Culicidae
Product: hippocampus abundant transcript 1 protein
Exons: 13
Coding region: 2016-4433 (805 amino acids)
Biological process (GO): transmembrane transport
Cellular component (GO): membrane
Molecular function (GO): transmembrane transporter activity
Source: RefSeq, a predicted model, not a curated record